AUGCCACACCACGCCAGCACACAUGCUUGCCCUGCCCUAUCUAUAGAGCGAUCUGCUUACACGUCACGCAUCAUGCGGCGAAGCUUACAUCGCAUUAUAAAGGAUCCAAACAGCAUGUCGAAGCAGCAAUCUGUCAACGUUCUUAUCAUCGGCGCAGGCCCGACUGGUCUCGGUGCAGCAAAGCGUUUACAGCAGCUUAAAAUUGACGAUUAUUUGGUCGUCGAUGCGCAAGAAGAAGCAGGUGGACUGGCUUCCACCGAUGUAACGCCAGAAGGCUUCCUUUUCGAUGUCGGCGGGCACGUCAUCUUCUCGCAUUAUCUCUAUUUCGACGACGUGAUUAACCAGGCACUCCCAAAGGCCGAUGACUGGUAUGAGCAUGAGCGGGUCUCUUAUGUUCGAUCCCUCGGCAACUGGGUGCCAUACCCCUAUCAGAACAACAUUUCGAUGCUGCCCGUCGAUGCGCAGACAAAGUGCAUCGAGGGAAUGAUUGACAGCUUCGAAGAGCGCAUGCGUGCGAAGGACAAGCCCAAGAACUUUGACGAGUGGAUCUUGCGUCAAAUGGGUACCGGCUUGGCGGAUCUCUUCAUGCGACCAUACAACUUCAAGGUCUGGGCUGUGCCGACAGAGGACAUGCAAUGCGAAUGGCUCGGAGAGCGUGUCGCUGCCCCCUCGCUCAAGCUUGUCGUCAAGAACACGCUCGAAAAGAAGAUUGCAGGCAACUGGGGUCCCAAUGCUACCUUCAGAUUCCCUGCGCGUGAUGGAACUGGUGGUAUCUGGAAGGCUGUCGCUCGCACGCUGCCGCAGAAUAAAUUCGUCUUCAAGAAGACGAUGACAAAGAUUGAUGGCAAAGCCAAGGUCGCUCACUUUGACGAUGGCUCGUCGAUCAAAUACAACUCGAUGCUUUCCACGGCACCUCUGGACGAGAUUGUCGAGCUCAUCGAUGGCGCAGCCGACCCUCUUCGCGACACGGCAAAGGGUCUCAUCUUCUCUUCGACGCAUGUCAUCGGUAUCGGUCUUCGAGGUGUCUUGCCACCCCGUAUUGGCGACAAGUGCUGGCUUUACUUCCCCGAGCCUGACUCGCCAUUCUACCGCGCCACUGUCUUCUCCAACUAUUCGCCUUUCAAUUGCCCACAGAAGGAUGUUAAGCUCCGUACGCUCCAGACUGCUGACCCAGCGCUGUCGAGCAAGGUCGACACGAAGACGGAACGUGAGGGUCCCUACUGGUCCCUCAUGCUCGAAGUCUCGCAGUCGUACAAGAAGCCAGUCGACGAGGAGAACCUCAUCAAGGACUCAAUCCAAGGCUUGAUCAAUACGUCGCUCUGCCAGCCUGAAGACGAGGUCGUGUCGAUCUAUCACCGCAAGUUCUAUCACGGAUACCCGACGCCCUCCCUUCAGCGCGAGGGUCAGCUCAGAACGCUCCUGCCCGCUCUCAAGGACGACUACAGUAUCUGGUCCCGCGGACGUUUCGGUAGCUACCGCUACGAGGUCGCCAAUCAGGAUCACUCAUUCAUGAUCGGUGUCGAAGCCGUCGAUGGCAUCAUCUACGGAUCACCCGAGAUGACCCUCAAUAAUCCCGAUUGGGUCAACGGCCGACGCAACGUCGAGCGCCGAUUGAAUUAG
Molecule: messenger RNA, 1620 nt
Organism: Mixia osmundae IAM 14324
Lineage: Eukaryota; Fungi; Basidiomycota; Mixiomycetes; Mixiales; Mixiaceae
Exons: 12
Coding region: 1-1620 (539 amino acids)
Molecular function (GO): oxidoreductase activity
Source: RefSeq, a predicted model, not a curated record